Messenger RNA from Arabidopsis arenosa, 371 nucleotides. Lineage: Eukaryota; Viridiplantae; Streptophyta; Magnoliopsida; Brassicales; Brassicaceae. The record is from the annotation of a GenBank genome assembly.
AGCUGUUCCUUGUCAAAGUCUUGCAAAGUAGCAAAACCAGGUUUUGAAAUUGGAAAACAUUUUUCUUUUGAGGGUGUUGUUGAAGCAGAGGAAUGGGUGGUGAGAGUAAUGAAGGAGAGAUGGGUUUUAAGCAUGGAGAUGAUGAGAGUGGUGGGAUCUCAAGAGUUGGAAUUACAUCAAUGCCCUUGUAUGCAAAGGCAGAUCCUUUCUUCUCUUCUGCAGAUUGGGAUCCAGUUGUCAAUGCUGCUGGUGGCUUCUCAAGCUCUCAUUACCACCCUUCAAUGGCGAUGGAUAAUCCAGGGAUGAGUUGCUUCUCUCAUUACCAACCCGGUUCUGGUUCCGGUUUUGCAGCAGACAUGCCUGCUAGUCUU